UCGCAAUAUAGCUUUCUCGGAAUUUAAAAUCCUAAAAUUGUUUUCUUCAGUCCCUCCUAUAACUCAUCUCAUCUUAGAAUCAUCGUAUCCUCAUCUACGCGGAACCCACCUGAUUCCCACCUCAGCCCCGGCCAUGGUGUCGCCGACAACCGCGGCCAUCGUCACCGUCUUUGUCCUCUUCAUCUCCGCCGCCGCAGCUGCAACCGUGUACACCAACCAUACCGUCGGCGGCGCCAAUGGUUGGUUCUUCAAUGCCACCACCAACACUUCGGCCGCUAACUACUCUGCUUGGGCUGCUAGUCAAACCUUCAACCUUGGCGAUUAUCUCAUCUUCAACACCAAUUCCAACCAGACCGUGAUUCAGACUUACAACUUGACCACAUACCAAAAUUGCACAGCAGAUGAAUCCGACAAUGGAACCUUCGUGUACAACGGUGGCGCUUCUCGUUUCGGCGAGGCGUUGGACAUCGCUGUUCCGUUGACCAUAGAGGGUCCCAACUACUACUUCUCAGACGCCGGCGACGGCGUCCAGUGCCAACAAGGUAUGGCCUUCGAAAUCAAUGUCAAGCACGGCCAAGGCCUGCCCCCAAGUCUCAACCAGCCCCCGCCGCCGCCGUAUAUUGAACCUCCGGGUCCCAAUACGGCAGAUUCUCCGCCGAUUACGGUGGCGCAGUCUCCAAACAACGCGUUCACUGCCCAGGCUAACGUGCGCCAGGUGUUUUGUGGUCUUUGUGCUGCACUGCUAUUCUUUCUAUUCCAUUGACUUGGGAGCAUUAUGAGUGAUGUUUGUGGGUGACUUGAAAAUUAAAAUAUAAUAAGCAUGCUUCCUUUUUUUGGCCAGCAACAGGCUUUUUUUUAUUUUUUUAUUUUUUUGGGGAUUACCUUGUGGCUCCUCGUGAUACAUUUGACAGUUGCUCAUCACAGAACUUGUGUACUGGAAUAUUUAUGUGGGCUUGUAUGUAUUCUCCUUUAUUUUGUCGAAAAAUUUCACUAA
Molecule: messenger RNA, 994 nt
Organism: Prosopis cineraria
Lineage: Eukaryota; Viridiplantae; Streptophyta; Magnoliopsida; Fabales; Fabaceae
Product: cucumber peeling cupredoxin-like
Exons: 2
Coding region: 134-763 (209 amino acids)
Cellular component (GO): plasma membrane
Molecular function (GO): electron transfer activity
Source: RefSeq, a predicted model, not a curated record